Dacryopinax primogenitus is the source of this 2454-nucleotide messenger RNA. RefSeq names its product cytoplasm protein. Gene Ontology annotation, cellular component: cytosol. Gene Ontology annotation, molecular function: 5-oxoprolinase (ATP-hydrolyzing) activity. The transcript is spliced from 5 exons. The coding region runs from base 25 to 2391 and encodes 788 amino acids. Gene Ontology annotation, biological process: glutathione metabolic process. Lineage: Eukaryota; Fungi; Basidiomycota; Dacrymycetes; Dacrymycetales; Dacrymycetaceae. The record is from RefSeq and is a predicted model, not a curated record.
UCACUCCCACUUCCUUCCUCAACAAUGGGCGACAGCUACACAGUCCCCGACCGAUCAAUCCGUAUCUGCGCCGACCGCGGCGGUACAUUCUGCGACGUCCACGCAUCCUAUCCCGACCCUCAGCACCCUUCUACCCGAAAAGAACUCGUCGUCAAGCUCCUCUCUGUCGAUAGUGGCUACCCUGAUGCUCCCACAGAGGGGAUCCGCCGAGUGCUGGAACACGUCGAAGGACGCUCGAUCCCCCGAGGCCAGGUGCUCAACACGGAUAAGAUCGACUAUAUCCGAUUAUCCACCACCGUCGCGACGAACGCGCUCCUCGAAAGGAAAGGACAGAAACACGCGCUAGUCAUCACCCAUGGAUUCCGGGAUUUGCUGCUCAUCGGCACCCAGGCCCGCCCGAAGAUAUUCGACUUGGCUAUCAAGCGCCCCUCGCCGCUGUAUACCGCUGUGCUGGAAGUAGAUGAGCGGGUCACCCUGGUGGGGUAUACGAGCGACCCGGAGUCUGCAGAGAACAGCGUCAAGUUUGACCGGGAGGGUAAGGUCGUAGGAGGGAAGAUGGAUGACGUCGGCCCUGGAGAGGAAGUAGUCCAGGGUCUGUCGGGGGAAGCAGUGCGUAUCCUGCGCCGUCCCGACCCGUCAAAGAUCCUACAAGACCUGCGUUCCCUCCGCUCCCAGGGGUAUACAUCGCUCGCUGUCGUGCUCGUGCACAGCUACACCUUCCCAGCGCACGAGCUACUCGUUGGCCAACUGGCGCAGGAAGCGGGGUUCGAACACGUGAGCCUGAGCAGCCAGCUACUGCCGAUGAUCAAGCUCGUCCCGAGGGGUAUAUCCUGUACGGCCGAUGCGUACCUUACGCCUAUCCUCCAGUCGUACCUGGACGGGUUCUUCAAGGGGUUCGACUCGAAAUUGCGGGGUCAUCCUCAUUCCUCCUCACCCUCCGCCUCACCCUCCCACUCGCAAUCCGAAUCCGAAUCCCGAUCUCGACCCCAAGAUCAAGACCAGCUCCAGCUCCCAGCUCAAGGACCCCGCGUAGAGUUCAUGUCCUCCGACGGCGGACUGCUAGACCUAGAGAACUUCAAUGGUCUGAAGAGUAUCCUCAGUGGGCCGGCGGGCGGAGUUGUAGGUUAUGCACUGACGAGCUGGGACGAGGAGGAGAAGGUGUCGGUUAUUGGGAUCGACGUGGGCGGCACAUCAACCGACGUCUCCCGUUUCGCCGGCCGGUACGAAACAGUGUACGAAACCACCACCGCGGGGAUAACGAUCCAGUCUCCUCAACUGGACAUCAACACCGUCGCAGCCGGCGGGGGCUCCUGCCUUUUCUGGCGUAAUGGGCUAUUCAACGCUGGUCCCGAAUCGGCCGGCGCCCAUCCGGGACCGGUGUGUUACCGCAAAGGGGGCAUGUUAGCUGUAACAGAUGCGAACCUUUUCCUCGGCAGGCUGUUACCAGAGUACUUUCCGAAGAUCUUCGGUCCGGGGGAGGACGAGCCCCUGGACGGAGCAGCGAGUGCCCGGGCAUUCGAGGCCCUUGCCCAGGAGAUCAGGAGGGAUACGAACCGGGAUAUGGGGCUGGACGAGAUCGUUUAUGGGUUUGUAAAGGUCGCAAACGAGACGAUGUGUAGGCCUAUUCGGGCGCUGACGGAAGCGAGGGGGUUCUCUACUGCGAAGCAUAUACUUGCGAGCUUUGGAGGUGCGGGAGGACAGCACGCGGUCGAGAUUGCAAGACUGUUAGGGAUGAAAAAGAUCUUGAUCCAUAAAUACAGUUCGAUCCUUUCCGCCUACGGCUUAGCUCUCGCAGACCGGAUCUACGAGCGGCAAGAACCUUCCUCCGUCACCUACUCCCCCUCAUCCCUAGUCCAGCUCAGGCAGCGAAUCGACACGCUCGAAGCCGACGUCCGAGCCGAGCUCUCCCGCCAAGGCUUCGCGGCCGAAAACAUCCUCACCGAGCCUUUCCUCAACAUGCGGUUCGACGGGACGGACACGGCGCUUAUGGUCCCUGCCCCGGCUGAUGGGAGCUGGGACUUUGAGCGCCGGUUCAAGGAGGAGUAUCGGCAGGAAUUCGGGUUCGUCCUGGAGGACAAGGGCGUCGUGGUCGAUGAUCUUAAAGUGCGUGGGACGGGGAAGACGUACACAUCUCUAGGGCCGAGCGUGCAUCAGGAGAUGAAGACCCUGCGCACGCGCUUAGUGGGAGAAGAGAAGAUCUCGAUGCAUACCAAGGUGUUCUUUGAGCAGACUGGGAGGGUGGAUACGCCUGUUUAUGAGCUGGACAAGCUGGAAGUUGGAGACCAGAUCAAGGGCCCGGCGAUGGUCAUCGAUAACACGCAGACUAUUGUGCUUGAUAGUGGCAGCAAGGCUACUGUCACGAGUGGACAUCUGUAUAUCGUUCUUGAGUAGAUGUUUACACGUCUGAGUACUCGUUGGCAAUAUGGAUGUAGCUAUACGCAAAUAGAACUUAGU